Molecule: messenger RNA, 1155 nt
Organism: Cordyceps fumosorosea ARSEF 2679
Lineage: Eukaryota; Fungi; Ascomycota; Sordariomycetes; Hypocreales; Cordycipitaceae
Exons: 2
Coding region: 1-1155 (384 amino acids)
Source: RefSeq, a predicted model, not a curated record
AUGCCAGCGUCACAACAAACGCCUCAGCACUCGCGACACUCGUCUGCUGCAGACGGCCAUAAUGCUUCACCAACUACCCGCAGGUAUUCGAAAUCUUCCGUCAGCGAUGUCACGACCCCAUUUCGCAACAGCCUUUCACACCAAGAUACAUUGGACAUGAGCAUACUAGCCAGCGGGGGCGGACAAGCCGGCAACGGCAUGGGGAAUUUGGCCGAUGAGCUUGCUGAUGCCUUUUCGGACUCUGGCGACGACGACGACGAUGACGGCGCACAAGGCGAAUAUUCUGGCAACCAAAAUAGUGGCAACGCGCCGAAGCAGGAUGGUUCUCGUGAUAGCGGAGUGGAUGUGAACGGUGCCGUUGCCGAACGUGGAGGGGGAGCAAAAGAUGCAAACCUUUCUGUUCCCUCCCCCUCUCGUCGAGGGCACCAUAGGACGGGAAGCGAGUACGACGGCAGUGAAUACGGCUCGGAAUCCGACCUGGACGCUGCUGGUUUCACCGCGAGUCUAAUUGCAAGAAUUGAUGCUGUUGAGUCUCUGGUUCGUCGCGGCACAGAGAGCUACGGCGGACCGGAGGAUGACGUCUUUCGGCGAGUCACAGACAGUUUGCGUGAUCUCGGGUCGCAGUCAAGCGUCGAGGGGAAUGCGUCACGACUCAUUACUGCGCAUACAGCGCUCACUACACACCUUGCACAUCAAACCCGCCAGCUCCACAACCUGACUUUCCCUUUGCUGUCACCUUUAGCGCCGACGCCUGAUCUAGAUACCAUCGACGACCUGGUACCGCUCCUAGUUUCGCUGCUUGAGGCUAUGCCGACGCCUUCGACCGUUGCCUUUAACUCUCUAACAGCACUGCAUUCUGUCACAGCUGAACUCAUACAGACCUUGAGCUAUCUAUCAGAUACUCUGCAUAUGUCCCGACAAACAAUUACCACUGCAACCCGCAGACUGAAGAGCUCAAAAGAACUUGUUGCUGAGCUUAGAAAAGACGAUGAGCUGCGAGAAGAGGGAGAAAGAUGGCUUACGAGGGGCAAUUGGGGAGAGAGGUUACAGAAGCGAGAGUGUGCGGGAGUUUGCGGAGACGUUAUUGGUGGCUUCGAGGCGGUGUGUGAUGGCUGGCGGAAGCGUCUUCUCGCUCAAGCAGAGUCUACAGCUUGA